Solanum dulcamara is the source of this 2449-nucleotide messenger RNA. RefSeq lists its product as uncharacterized. The transcript is spliced from 4 exons. Bases 276 to 2108 code for a protein of 610 amino acids. Lineage: Eukaryota; Viridiplantae; Streptophyta; Magnoliopsida; Solanales; Solanaceae. The record is from RefSeq and is a predicted model, not a curated record.
UAAAAAGCAAAUUGGAUUUUUCCAUUGAAGCAAAGCUCGAAACUUGCUCAAUUGGAGAAUCCAAAAAAAACUUUAUUCUUUAGCUAAUCUCUCUGUUUCUCUCUCUUAUCUCAUUUCUCACUUUUUUUUUCUUUCUGAAAUUGGGUUUUUGAUAGCUAUUUUAAACACUUAAAUUCAAUCAUUCAGCCAGGCAAAAAAAAAAAAAACAAUUUCAGGCCUAGACCAUCAUCCAUUUGCUAAAGAAAUAAGGCGGUGUUAAGUUGCCAAAUCAUUUCAUGGAGGGCAAGCAAUUGAAGUUCAAUCAACCUCUUUUGUCAGUAAGACGAAUCUCUCCGGCGAUGAUUUCCCAGAGAGAUGAGAAAAAGAAAACUGACAAUUCCUUUCCCACUAUGACGCAUCCUCCUCCUUGCAAAUCAGAAUUGAAGUCAGGCUUAGUGGUAAAGCCAGGAACUGUUCCUUUCCUCUGGGAACAUAGCCCCGGAAGACCUAAGGAUGAGAGCAGACCACAAACUCGUCUCACGGAAAAACCUCCUACCGCGCCAAAGCUUCCCCCUGGGUGGAAGUUAAGAGAUUACCAAGAUUUCAAUCAAACUGGAAAAUUUCAAAAUGUCAUGCCGAGUUGCACUUCUUUUUCAGAUGAAAAUGUAAAGAAGGUUGAGAGUUUUGACAGCUCAAAAGAGAUAAUGCACGAUAAGGAAAAGAUUGAAUUGGAGGUUGACGAUGAAGCCUAUUUGGAUGCCCUGGAUACACUUUCAAGAACUGAAUCAUCCUUCCUAAAUUGUAGUGUAAGUGUCUUAAGUGGAUUUGAUGAGCCGAAUGCAAAACAAUCUCGAACUUCUUCAACGAAUCCGCAGACUAAGGAUUUCAUGAUGGGUCGAUUUCUGCCAGCAGCUAAGGCAAUGACUUCAGAUAAGACUUCAGAAACACCUUACUACGUCCGCAAGAAGCAACAACCUGUUGAGGAUCAACGAAGACAGACAAAGAAUAUAAUACAUGGGGAUAGACAGCCUCAGUUGCGCUACGGACCUAGUUUUACACUUUAUCAUUCCCAAGCUUAUGAUUAUAUAGACUACGAAGAAGAAAGUGAUGAUGACUGUUAUGAUAGUGGAAAUUUAUCUACUAAAAUUUGUGGAUUGUUGCCUCAUUUUUGCUUGAAAAGUUCUUUUCGUAUGCUGAAUCCUGUACCUGCAAUGAGUGCUAGAACUCGAAUGCCCGUCUUUCCUGUCGGUAGAAUGCGAACUGGAUCCUUUUCUACUGCUUGUAGCGGAACGGAGAAUGAGCGAUCAACAUCUGAUGUAAGUGAGCAAAGGUCUGUCAUUGGAUACAUAACAACUGAACCACACGAGGAUAAGAAUGAUGCCGAGGGCAGGGCCUAUUCAACUUAUGCCAAUGACCCUUACGAUAAUAUGACAAUGCUUCGCACUAACGCGGAAGAAAAUAAUCCGGAAGUCAAGUGCUUGUCUGAUCAGAGCAAUAGCAGGGAAGUAGAUGUUUUAACUCCUUUUGUAGAGAAAACUCUGUACAUAGAUAUUGUGCAUAAAAUGGAUUCGUCAGUUAAGAUAUCAUGUUCUCCAGAUAAAAAACAAUCUAAGUUACAACACGAGGACGUUGAGAUACUUGAACAGAUGAUAAAACAAAAACCAUUUGUAGAUUCUUCACUUUAUUCGUCUGACACUUCAUUAAAGCCAUAUCUUCAAAGGAAAGCUGACUUCAAUCCACCACGUUCAGUGGAAAAACUGAACAAUGGAAGGGAGACGAAAACAUGGACAUCUACCUGUCAAGCUCAAGAUUGUUACCAAUAUGCAAUGACCUUAGCAAAGUCUGACAGUGAUGGUGUAGGAAAAAACAGAAAGCCAAUUCCGAGGAAAGAAAAGUUAGAGAACUCAUGCAAAGUGCACCCAGAGUUUCUUGUUCCACCACCUUUACCGAAAUCUCCAUCAGAUUCAUGGCUUUGCCGCACUUUACCUUCUUUAUCCACAAAGAAUGCAUCUUCACGGGCUUAUAUCGGGACAGGACUCAAUCCUAAUAACCAGUCUUCUAAGCCACUACCUAGUGAUUCCAAGUGGGAAACAAUUGUUAAAAUGACAGAGAAGCAACAGCAUUUGUGAAACUCUUGAGGAACUCAAGGCAUUGACAUAUAUAGAAGAAGCUCAGUAGAAGAUGUAAAGGCUUUUCUGAACUCCUCUGGUUUGUUUCUCAUGGCUUUGUUGUACAUAUCGAAAAGUAUGAUUGGCGCGAAGGUGACCGAUAAUAUAUUGUUUGCUGUAUAGACUCUAUACUUGUAAUGGCUUUAUAAGUGCAAACUCAUAUCCUGUAAUUACAUGAUGGAAUAAGAGUUAUCUGUACAGGUGAUCGUGAAACCUAAUGUAAACGUUAAUCCCUUGCUCGUUGUGAGGGAUUUGUGGAGAAACAUAGAGUAAUGGAGUUUCUUGUUGAUGUUUAUGGAGAA